GGUUUAACUAAACUAAUUCAUAACAGAGCAACUAGUUUACACUAAAGAAUGGGUAAACAUUUGAACAGGUUAGCGCUUAACUAAACUACAGUAUCGUGCAUCCAAGAAGAAAGCCCGUAUCUUGCCCCUCCGGUUGCCACCAACGGCAGAAUACACGUCGCAUAUAUUAUCCAAAUAAACGGGAGGCUGUUGUAAUCGGUUAGUAUCUUUCAGAUGCAAAUCACUCCACUUUAGAAUCACAGGCACAUUAUAUUGUUCGUGUUGCAAUUCCUAAUUCCCGAUUCUACCAGUCGACUCCGAACUGUGUGCGCUCGUUUCCUAGGAACUUUCCAAACAGAGGACGUGAGGGAGUGGGCAUUGUUUCCCGUGGUCGGAUAAAGAAAGGGGAAGAGCCCCGUUUGUUAACUCAGCUUUAAUUAAUUUUGUAGUUGUUCGGCAUAAAUAAUGUUUUUUUUGUUUUUGUGAACCAAUGCUAUUUUAGUGCAAUAUGAUGACAAGCCUUGCAGCAUCAACCAGAAUAUCGCGUAGCAGCGGCUCCAGAGGCCCCGAGAGACGAGUGGGGAAGAAGCCGGGUAAGACCGGUCCGAGUCCCCAGCAGUACAGCCUGUAUAUGAAAUUCGAGGACACGGGGGAGUCGUUUGAAAUCCCACGCUGUUGCGCACAGACGCCUAUAGGGGAGCUCAAAGACGCUCUGGAGAUGGUGGCCGGCAUCCCUUCCACUCUGCAAAGGCUUUCCUACCUGGAUGAAGGCGACCUGCCGAACAGCUCGACGGUGUGUUUCAAUGACAUCGUCCCAGGAGGGGUGAUUACGCUGCGGGUGUGGCAUUAUGACGGCUGGCUGAGGCUGGUGAAGGCGGCGGUGGAGGGAGAUGUUGAAAAGCUGAAGGCUCUGGGAGUGACAGCAGCGGACUCUUCAUUUUCCACUCCUAACUCCUCGCGAAUGAGCGCGGUGCAGAGAGCUGCGUGGGUCUCUCGGAGGGCGUCCUGCGCUCUGUACAUCAGCGCACACAGAGGACACCACAGAGCAGUGUGCUUCCUCCUGCAGCACGGUGCUGACGUGAGGUUCAAGACUCCUCUGGGCCUGACUGCCCUCCACGUUGCAGCAGCCUGGGGACACAGCCAGUGCGUCGACGAGCUGCUCAAGCACGGGGCCGAUAUCUUCAGUGAGGACCAGCAGGGGGCGACGGCGAUGGACUAUGCUGCCCGGCACGGCCAGAAGACCAGCGUACGCCAGCUGCACAUGUUCAAGUGGAAGCUGAGAUCGUGCGCAGGCAAAACCAAGAGCCUUCCAGACACUGAAGAGUGCUCCGAGAACCAGAAGAUCCUGUGCACCUUUCCAAAGAAGCACUUCGGCAAACCGAAAAGCAUCCCCGCUUGAAACACAAGUCAAUACAACUCACAAAUUACAGGCAAAUCAAUGCACGUGGCAGGGUCCUGCUACACACAACAGCACCUCUGCAGUGCCAGCUGUUGCAUGGCCAUUGUGGGCAGCUGUUGUGUUUUCAUUAGGCUGAAUUGAAAUACAAUGCUAACAAUUGGGGGGUAUUCAGAGCCACGUAUAUUAGGCAUGCUUGUCCUGCAAUUCCAGUCUGCAUAUUCGAUGCCAGGCCAGUCUGCGGUGAGCACAC
Messenger RNA from Polyodon spathula (Mississippi paddlefish), 1628 nucleotides. Its product is annotated as ankyrin repeat domain-containing protein 60-like. Gene Ontology annotation, molecular function: protein binding. Lineage: Eukaryota; Metazoa; Chordata; Actinopteri; Acipenseriformes; Polyodontidae. The transcript has 4 exons. The record is from RefSeq and is a predicted model, not a curated record. Bases 488 to 1378 code for a protein of 296 amino acids.